CGUUGAUGAUAACGUUGACGAUAAUGUGUUGAUGAUACACGUUGACAAUAGCGUUGAUGAUAAUGUUGAUGAUAAUCGUGUUGAUGAUAGCGUUGAUGAUAACGUGUUUAUAAUACAUGUUGACAAUAACGUUGAUGAUAACGUUGACGAUAACGUGUUGAUGAUGAUACACGUUGAUGAUAAUGUUGAUGAUAAUGUGUUGAUGAUACAAGUUAAUGAUAAUGUUGAUGAUACACGUUGA
Messenger RNA from Entrophospora candida, 241 nucleotides. The record is from the annotation of a GenBank genome assembly. NCBI's taxonomy places the organism in Eukaryota, Fungi, Glomeromycota, Glomeromycetes, Entrophosporales, Entrophosporaceae.